Aspergillus tanneri is the source of this 2892-nucleotide messenger RNA. Its product is annotated as SacI domain protein. NCBI's taxonomy places the organism in Eukaryota, Fungi, Ascomycota, Eurotiomycetes, Eurotiales, Aspergillaceae. Gene Ontology annotation, biological process: phosphatidylinositol dephosphorylation. Gene Ontology annotation, molecular function: phosphatidylinositol-4-phosphate phosphatase activity. The record is from RefSeq and is a predicted model, not a curated record. Bases 1 to 2892 code for a protein of 963 amino acids. The transcript is spliced from 3 exons. Gene Ontology annotation, cellular component: endoplasmic reticulum.
AUGCCCGGUUUGUUGCGAAAGUUCAUCAUCUUCGCAGCCGUCGACGGGCUCAUCCUCCAGUCUCAUGGAAAUGGGUUGCGCCAUAACGGUAAUAGCGAGCCCUCGUCCAUUAAAAUUGAUUACAAGACCAGCAAAAUCUCCUUCCCGGCACCCACGUCGGAACAGUACGAGCGAGACGCGAUCUUGGAAUCUUAUGGUCUAGUCGGGCUCCUGUCUGUCGCCUCACAUUCGUUCCUCAUUUCUAUAACGCAACGCCAGCAAGUGGCGCAGAUCCAAGGGAAGCCGAUCUACUCAGUCACCGAUGUGGCUCUGAUUCCCACGUCAUCGCAGGUAGACGCUCGCUGCGCGAUUGUGCAGGCCAAAGAGCAUCUUCUACAAGAGGAGGCUGGCGAGGAUGACACCACUUCGGAGGAGAGCCUUUCGGACGCAGAGUCAGAAGGGGGUGUCACCGAUAUCAGCAGCAUACCCUCCUCCCCGGUCCGAGAAACAUUUCAUAUUAGAAGCCACAGCGUCAACAGUAUCGCUGAAGAUGUAAUCGGGAAGAAGGCUCGGUUCGGGCGGUUUGCGGUAAAUUGGCUGUCGAGGAAGACCUUGGGAUUGCCUGGCCUCGGUACAGUAAGUCAGGAUGCAGAAGUUCUUGUGGGAAAUACGACGGAUUCGAACAAGGAGCGCCCGGGGAUUUCGUAUAGCAAAGAGGAAAGCGCAGUAACCUCGGGUCCGGAAGCUAAUGAUACUGAGCGUUCAGCGCCGGAGGCUCCAGGAGAGCAGUCGCCUUCUGAUCCGACGGUCGGACUGCUACCGAAACUUCUGCGGUAUACCAAACUGAUCUUUGCGUCACAUAAUUUCUUCUUUGCAUAUGAUCACGAUUUGACCAGGCCAUUUGGUGUUCAAGAGUCAUCACGCAAAGACCAUCUACCUCUUCACAAAGCAGUAGAUGAACUGUAUUUUUGGAAUAAGCAUCUCAUCAAUCCUGUCAUAGCAAUCGAUGCCCACAACUUCGUGCUACCUCUCAUCCAAGGAUUUGUGGGCCAGAGAGAGUUCACUGUGGAAGCUACACCCGAGCAUCCACCGACUCAGAUAGUUGACUCGGCCAAAGAGCGCGUGGAAGGUCAUAUUUUAGGCGAUAAACAAGAGCCCAAUGUGUUUGAUACUGACGCUCAGAGACGAAACUUCCUCCUUACGUUGAUUUCCCGACGGUCAGUGAGGCGUCCUGGUCUGCGCUAUCUGCGGCGUGGUGUCGACGACGACGGCAAUACAGCCAACUGCGUGGAAACAGAACAGAUUCUCUCGACUCCAGAUUGGGAUCCCUCGAGUUCGGUCUAUUCCUACCUCCAACUGCGUGGGUCGGCUCCAUUGUACUUCUCCCAGUCGCCCUAUGCUUUUAAGCCAGUUCCAGUCCUACAUCACUCUGUGGACACCAACCGAUUUGCAUUUGAACGACACUUUCGCAAUCUACGUCGCCGAUACGGGAAAGUCCAGGCCGUUUCCCUCAUUGACAAGAAGGGUGGCGAACUGAAGUUGGGAGAACAGUACGAGAAAUACGCGCAGGCCUUGAAUGAAGCCGGAGGGAUUGAUGGCGAACCGCUCAGCGUAGAGUGGUUCGAUUUCCACAAUGAAUGCCGGGGGAUGAAAUUCGAAAAUGUAAGCCGGCUUGUUGAUCGGCUGGAGAGUACCUUGAACGACUAUGGCGAUACUAUAGUCCAAAACCAUGCCAUCCUCCAAAGCCAGAAAGGUAUUAUCCGCACCAACUGUAUGGAUUGUUUAGAUCGAACGGGUGUUGCGCAGUGUGCCUUUGGGCAAUGGGCCUUGGAGCGGGAAUUGAAGCACGAAGGCAUUGAUAUUGAUUUUCGUGGCGACUCGUCCACUCAGUGGUUCAACACGCUCUGGGCGGAUAAUGGCGACGCCAUCUCGAAACAAUACUCUUCGACAGCAGCGCUCAAAGGGGACUUCACGCGGACCCGCAAGCGGGACUAUCGUGGCGCGCUGAACGACCUGGGUCUAACACUGUCCCGAUACUACAACAACAUUGUCAACGACUAUUUCUCCCAGGCCUGUAUCGACUACAUGCUCGGGAACGUUUCCACGGGAGUAUUCCUGGAGUUCGCCACGGAGAUGCAGACCGCCGACCCGGGGAUCUCAGUGCAAAAGCUGCGCCAAAACGCCAUCGACACGAGUUGUCGCAUCGUGAUCAGUGGUCCCUCGGAGGAAUUCCUAGGCGGCUGGGCCAUGCUGACCCCACGGGAACCCAACACCUUACGAACACUCCCCUUCGAGGAGGCCGUCCUCCUUCUAACCGACGCAGCAAUCUACAGCUGCCGCUUUGACUGGACAAUCGACAAGGUCCUAUCCUUUGAACGGAUUGACCUACGCUCCGUCACACGAAUCCAGCACGGUACAUACAUCACAUCGACCCUGACAGACGCACAGACCGACGAGCGCCGCAACGUCGGACUUGUCAUCGGGUACCGCGACGGGGACACGAACGCACUUCGUGUGAACACGCGGUCCCUGCAGAGCAGCGUAGAUGCCAAAACCCUCGAGAGCACCGCCCACUCCAGCAGCGAAUGGGAUCUGUAUUCGUGGUUCAAAGAGGCUCUGGGACCCCGGACGCGAUUCCUUGCGUUCAAGACGCUACCAUUGUCCAACUCCGCCACGCAGACUCAGAAUGCGAAGGCUUGUACGGCGGCAGUCGGCGAGAUGGACUUUGUGCGCGCUGUCUGUGAGGAGAUUGAUCGUGCGAUUAGGGCAGGCGAGAGGGGGAGUUCGAGUCAGGAUGAGGGACGAAAGUCUGUCGUAGAAACGUCGGAGAUAGUGUCCUUGGAGGAUGCGAAGAAGCAAACGGGGUAUUUGGAGCACUUGGUAUAUGAUAUUAAGAAGAUGGUCUGGGCGUAG